Molecule: messenger RNA, 1500 nt
Organism: Geodia barretti
Lineage: Eukaryota; Metazoa; Porifera; Demospongiae; Tetractinellida; Geodiidae
Source: the annotation of a GenBank genome assembly
AUGCUGGAUGCCACCCUGGGGAUCGCAACGCUGGUCAUCGCGUGCGCCGUGUUCCUCGUGCUCGGUUUGACAUACGCCUGGCGUCGUCGCCGGCAGAGCGUCGAGGACUACACCACUUCCCGCAACCACGCCCCGGUGAACGUGGGCGUCGCGACGCUGGUCGCCUCCAUGUUCGGCACCUGGGUGCUCCUCAGCCCCGGGGAGUCGGGAGCAAACUUCGGCAUCAUUUCCCUGGUGGGUUACGCCCUGGGCAUGGCCGGAAUUCCGGUGAUGUUCAUGUUCGUGGGGCCCCGCAUCCGCCAACUGAUGCCCAACGGCCACUCCGUUACUGAGUACGUGCGCCACCGUUUUGGCCUGGUUCCGUUUGUCGCCAUCUUCGUGGUCAUCAUAUUCGUGAUCGGCAUCUUCAUCACCGCGGAGAUGACCGCCAUCACUGCCGCGGUGAGCAUCCUCACCGGAUCGCCGGCUUGGGCGACCGCGGUUGCCGUCGGCGUGGUGGUGAUCGCCUACACUGCCUACGGCGGGCUGCGGGUAUCCAUCUUCACGGACCGCAUCCAGUUCUGGAUCCUCAUCCCUGUGCUGCUGCUGCUGGUCAUAGUCGCCGCCGUGCUGGUGGGCGGGUCCGGAGCCUGGGGGGCGGCCCGCGAGACCGGCCUAUUGUCCGUGACGACGCCAGGCAGCUACUUCUUUGCCAUUGUGCUGAUCAUCGGCAUCAUAGCGUCCAACGCGUUCCAUCCCGGGAUGUGGCAGCGGGUGUACACCGUGGAGAGCCAGGCGGCCCUGAACCGCAGCCUGUGGGGCGCGGCCGGCAUCGCGAUUCCGCUGACCUUCCUGAUGGGCAUGGCGGGCAUUGCCGCCGUCGGAAACGGGUCCGUGGGGCCUUUCCAGUACCCCGAGGUCGCCGCGGCCAUGUUCACGCUCGCCGCCGACGUGUUUCCCCUGUGGAUGCACUUCCUGAUCCUCAUCUGCGCCCUCAUGCUCGCCAUGAGCACCCUGGACACGCUGAUGAAUGGCCUGGCCAGCGGCAUGGCCGCAGACCUGGCCGGGGUUGGUCUGGAAAGAGGGAUGCUCAUGAAUCUGGCGCGCGCCGUUACCGUGAUCGUCGCCAUACCUGCCAUCAUCGUCGCUUCCCAGGGACACAGCGUGCUGUACGUUUUCCUGAUCGCCGACCUGCUCGGCGCGGCGAUCGCGGUUCCGAUGCUGGUGGGCCUGUAUUCCAGCCGGAUGCCGGGCUGGGGCGUGUUGCUGGCCGGGGCCGUCGGGAUCGUCAUCGGCGCGCUGUUCUAUCCCAAGCCGGACCUGCUCUCGCCCUGGGCGCUCACCGCGCCUACUGGCGGGCAGAUGUUCUGGGCGUUCGCAUCGGCCCUGGUGGUUUCGUCCGUGAUCUCCGCGGUUGUGGUCCUGGGGCAGCGGCUCGUUGCGCCCGACAGCGAGUACGACUUCGCCAUCCUGAACUCCGACGUCGAACUGAUCGAUGAGCCCUCUCCAGCGGACGACUGA